Messenger RNA from Thalassophryne amazonica, 1948 nucleotides. It is a transcript of the gene and2, whose product is annotated as actinodin2. The record is from RefSeq and is a predicted model, not a curated record. The transcript has 6 exons. NCBI's taxonomy places the organism in Eukaryota, Metazoa, Chordata, Actinopteri, Batrachoidiformes, Batrachoididae. Bases 99 to 1601 code for a protein of 500 amino acids.
CGUACAGUCACUUCAGCUCUGAGUGAAGGAGGCUGAUCCUCCGUGCACGUGUGAAGGCGAGAACCUCAGCAUCUUUACAGGAGUAAACAGAGCAGAAAAUGGCACAUUGUGGAAAACCGCUGCUCUCUCUGAUCCACACUGGAUUCCUCUUAGCGGUUGUUUUAUUUCCAGACUUUCUGGGGGCCAUUCCAGUAGAGCAGCACAGCGAAGAGCAAGUGUCAAAUCAUGUGAGAGCCGAGGCCAUGACGAACCUGAAGAAACUGGUUCGGAACAGAAGGAAUGUACCUCAGUUCCAACAUACUUCUGACUUCUGGGGAUGGUACAAGUACUUCGCGGACACCCACAACCAGGAAGGAGUUGAGGAUCUGGAUCGCCUGUAUUUGGCGUACCUACAGGACAAGCACAGGUCAGAGAAGGGGUCCAGCUUCCACCAUUACCUCAAACACCUCAGUGAAGUCUACAAGGCGUGUGCCGAGUCAGAGGAUCCAGAGUGCAUUGCUGAGUUCACGAGCAAACCAAAAGCUGCAGUGGUGAUGCCGUCUCCUGUGAAGUCAUCAUCAGUCACCAUGUGCAACCCUCAACUUGACCCCUACUGUCUAUAUCCUGGUGCUUCAAAGGCUGCCAGCCCUGAACCAGCUCCAGUUUCAGCCAAAGGUCCAGGUCCUGUUUACUCCCCACUCCAGUCCAUGUCUACGAAGAGUUCUGGCAGCUCCUACUACCCACCUAUCCUGGAGCCCUUUCUGGGUGCCGAUCAGAGGUCUGAGCUUCUCAGAAUCUGCAACCCUGAAGACGUGGAGUGUCUCCAAUACCACCUACGAGCUGCUUAUGGCUACCAUCCGGCCGCUGGCCUGGCUCCAUCCUAUGCUGCACUCAACUGUGACCCUAAUGAUCCAUACUGCAUGCCCCAUCUGGUCCAGAAGGCCCCCAGUGGCUUCUAUCACCGGCUCCCAAGCUGUGACCCGGCAGUCGAUCCUCUGUGUGCACUGUCCGCCCCGUUGAGUCCAGACUCUGCUCCUAAAGAGCAACACUGCAACCCACUUUUUGACACAGGCUGCAAUCCUCUGAGUGCCACCAGGCUGGCUGCUCUCACCAAGAGUGUUGUGGCAUAUACCCCUCAGAGCCAACCAGCACCUCCCGCCGCUCCUGUGACCUGCGAUCCUCGCUAUGAUCCCUACUGCAUGCUACGUAACCUCCACAGCCCCAAGGACCAGGUCCCCAACAAGCUUGGAAUUCGCGGCAAGACCAGAGAGGGCUACGACUGCUAUGUGCACUAUGACAAAGACUGCACCCCGGUGGAGGACAGCCCCCGGACCAAAGCUGACAUCAGUGCUCCAGCCAAACCCUUCUGCCACCCGUACGACCCCGACUGCAGUAAGUUUGCGUCACCGCCAGGUGCAACCGCCUCUAGACCCAGCAAGGACGGAAUGAUCCUCCCCGACCCCGACUGCGACCCUGAGUAUGACUAUAACUGUCGCCUUCGCCGCGCCCAGCCUGCUGAGGAAGAAGGUGCAGAUACAAAGGAGGCCGCCGUCCCGCAGUCCGCCGUCCCACGCUUUGAAGAUUUCCUCAGGGGUGUCAUGAGCAAGUACAACAAAUUUUAAACAACGUGACACCGUAAUGACCAACACCUGUUAGAUAGUCACGCUAGAAGCAAAACAACUCGCCUCAUGGAUUUUUAUAAAGCUAUUAAAUAUAAAAUGCUUCAGCUUUUAAAUUGUAGCUUUUGGUUUGUUGGUUGGUUUGUUAGAAGAGGACCAAGAGACAGAAAACAUGUAGGCUAACUAUCACAUAUAUGUUUGGAUGCACUUGGGGCAGUUUGAUAUGGUCUCUGUUGUAUAUGCUUUUUCCAUGUCAGUAAGUGUAUUUAAUGUUGUUUUUUAUUGUUUUCUGUAACUCGAAAACUCUUUAAGUGUUUAGUUUGAGUUUAAAAUAAACAAAUGUGAAAAAA